CAGAGAAGAGUGGCGGUGGUUGCACUUUUUUGGUGACGAUCUGACAGAGACACCGUAAUCUGGUUUUUGUUCGAUGCUGGUACCAGCAAACCCUAACCCCUUCCUCGCCGUUUCACGGUGGGCCGGAACCCUAACCCUAAUACGCUACCGUCAAUCUCCAUGAACCUAAAUGGAAUCGGAGAAAAUCUUACUCUCCCGAGAAAAUCCUAGAAAUUUCUCCUCGUUUCCUUCCAACAAUACCGCCAGCAGUAGGGCCAUGCCCAAUGAGCUAGCUCAGAAGCCACAGCCGCCGAUAUUCGACCGAUUCAGAGCUCUGUUGAAGCAACGGGAGGAUGUGCUUAGGGUUUCUGCUGACGAGGACCUGCCACCGCCGAGCGCGGAGGAAAUUGUGCAACUGUAUGAGAUUGUAUUGGCAGAGCUCACCUUCAAUUCCAAGCCAAUAAUUACUGAUCUCACUAUCAUCGCCGGGGAGCAGCGCGAACAUGGUGAGGGCAUUGCUUAUGCUAUCUGCGCCCGAAUUUUUGAGGUUCCUGUUGAGCAGAAGCUGCCUUCUCUAUAUCUGUUGGACAGCAUUGUGAAGAACAUUGGCCGAGAAUAUGUUAGGUACUUCUCUUCCCGUUUGCCAGAGGUUUUCUGUGAGGCAUACACACAAGUUCACCCUAACCUGCGUCCUGCCAUGCGUCACCUCUUUGGUACUUGGUCAGCUGUGUUUCCACCCGCUGUCCUUAGUAAGAUUGAGGCUCAAUUGCAACUUUCUUCAUUAGUUAGUCAAAAACCUUCAGGUGUGACUUCCUUGCCAUCUUCUGAGUCACCCCGACCAAUGCAUGGCAUACAUGUCAAUCUAAAAUACUUGCGUCAGUUGGAACAACAGUCAGGUGCCGAUAUUAAUGUUCAACAUGUGAGAGAUACCUCUUCAAAUCUAAAAAUUUCUGGUCAGAGGCAAGCCAUUGGAUAUGAUGAGUUUAACCCUAAGCCUACAGAGAUUACAUCCUUGAAGGUUGGAACACGGAGAUUGAUCUCAGCAGGAAAUGCUAGUCGAACUUCUCUUUUGUCUGGGGCUAACAAGCUUCAUCUUUCUUCAGCUGCAAAAGUUCCAAGAACAUCAGAAGUUGGUGAAUUUGCUUCAGAUAGUCCUAAAAGAUUUGUUGAAGGGCCCUUUCCAUCUAAUGUUGCCUUUGACUAUGGACAUGGGAGAGGAUUGGUCAGAGAUGAAGAGACAAGGGAAGGGCGGAGAAAACACCACUCUGAUUACAGCCUGAGCAAUGGUCAUGGGCGUCAAAACCCCAGGGCUUUAAUUGAUGCAUAUGGCAGUGACCAAGGGAAAGGUCUUCCAAAUAAUAAGUCUCCACAGGUUGAAUGGCUGGAUGUAAAUGGUGUGGGAAAAGCUUCAAGAUCAUGGAAAAAUACUGAAGAGGAGGAGUUUGAUUGGGAAGAUAUGAGCCCAACUUUAGCGGAACAUGGUAGGAGCAAUGAUUUAUUGCCAUCGUCUGCUCCCCAUUUUGGAAGGGUUGGGUCUAGGCAUCGGUUGACUCAACUUGCAGGUUCCCGUUAUCCUCAAGAUGCUUGGAAUUUGCCACAUCAUGCAUCUCAGUCAUCUCACCAUCUACGUGGGGAAGGAAGUGGAAGGGAUUUUCAGAUGUCCAUUUCAGCUGGUGGUCUCACUUCAUUAGGGCUUGAGAAAAUGUCUUCUUUUGUUGACAAGCUCCCUGAUGCAGAUUUGCAACUUGUUAGACCCCCAAAUAUUGUAUCAAGAACUACCACUCAUGAUUCAGUUACCAUUGUUGGUGCUCAUCCUGCCAUCAUACCAUCAUCUGCUGGGGUUUGGCCUCCAGCAAAUGUUCAUAAAUCUCAGCCACCGCCCACACACUCUAUUUAUCCUUUACAGAAACCUAGGAGUCAAUUUGACUUAAUGAACCCUGGCAAUAGUUUACUGAAUCAGGGUCAAAGUAAGCCUUCAUAUUUGGCUGAGCAGCAAUUUGAUAGUUUUGAAAGCAAGGAGCAGAACUUUACCAGGCUUCCACACAUGCCAAAUCAACAUCCUGCUUUAUACCAGCAAAACCAUUUGCAAGCCACUCCUUUGCAGUCAGCUUCAUUACCACCUCACUUACUUGCGCCACCCUUGAGUCUUGGUUACUCUUCUCAAGGAUAUGGUGCUGUAAGCAGUAUGGUUCCAACAAAUCUAGUACCUGUUAUUCAAACACCUUUAACAAUCCAAAAUAUGCCAAUGACCUCAUUGCAUUUAUCAGGGAGAGCCCUGCCACCUCUCCCUCGUGGUCCACCUCUCUCAUCCCAAUUGAUUCCAAUCUCUCAGAAUGCAGUUCAAGGUCUCCCUAACCAACCACAGAGUGGUGCAUUUUCUGGUUUGAUUAGUUCUCUGGUGUCUCAAGGUUUGAUCUCAUUGACGAAUCCAACCCCGGUACAGGAUUCUGUGAGUGUGGAGUUUGAUGCAGAUCUCCUUAAGGUACGACACAAGUCUGUAAUAAAUUCUCUAUAUGAUGAUCUCCCAAGACAGUGCACAACAUGUGGCCUCCGAUUCAAAUUCCAAGAGGAGCACAGCAGUCAUAUGGAUUGGCAUGUGACUAAAAACCGGAUGUCAAAGAAUCGUAAGCAGAAACCUUCUCGCAAGUGGUUUGUGAGUGCUAGCAUGUGGCUUAGUGGUGCAGAAGCAUUGGGAACUGAUGCAGUUCCAGGCUUUUUGCCCAUGGAUACUACAGUUGAAAAGAAGGAUGAUGAAGAACUGGCAGUUCCUGCUGAUGAAGAGCAGACUGUAUGUGCUUUAUGUGGUGAACCAUUUGAGGAUUUUUAUAGUGAUGAGACUGAGGAAUGGAUGUAUAAAGGGGCUGUCUAUGCGAAUGCACCCACUGGAUCAACAGCAGGCAUGGAUAGAUCUCAGUUUGGUCCUAUAGUGCAUGCUAAAUGCAGGUCGGAAUCUAGUGUGGCUCCGCCCAAAGAGUUUGCACAUGAUGUAGGGGGAAAUACUGAAGAUGGUAGUCAGAGGAAAAGAAUGCGGAGUUAACCUUACUUAGAUCAGUUUCUAAGUCCUUGUAACUUAGUUUGAGUUACUUCAUCUUAGUGGUAUGCCCAUACUUACUUUCACAGUUAGCAUUCAUGCUUCAAGUAGCCUGGCAUCAUGCUAGAAGCAUGUACUUGUAUAGUUGAACUUGUACCAUGCACAAUAUCUUGGAGUGAAAAGGUUACAGAUUCACUUUCAGGCUUACAUCCUGCCUUCUUGGCACUCUUUAUUUCUUUCCAUCCAGAACAGCAAGAAAUUUUUACAAAAUGUGUCAGCAGACAGGGCUUGAAAAUGCUUGGAAUUUUCAUCUUCAAAGCUAUACAACGAUCUUUUGACCAUGUACAUUGAAUUGGUAGGCUAACUGCAGGAGUUUCUACAACAUAUACAUUUUUGUUAUUUUUUCCUUUAUUUUUUCUCUUUUGACCAUCUGCAGGGGGGUGAAGAGCUGUUUCAAUGCGCAGAGUUUGUUGAAAGACCCUCUUUGGCACAAAGCUCCAAUGACAUUACUGAUUACCAUGGUGCUAUUAAUGUCUUUCUCUUCUACUCAUCUGGGUAUUAGUUUUAAAGUGGAAGUGGUUUGUUCAGUGUUGUCUCCAGGAGCUAUAAUGAGCCAAUCAAUCUGUACUUGGAUUUAUAUAUCUGCUUAUUAUUAUAUAAAAGAGAGUUCAUUUCCAGUCAUUCUUUUUCCUUUCAAGA
Rubroshorea leprosula is the source of this 3709-nucleotide messenger RNA. Lineage: Eukaryota; Viridiplantae; Streptophyta; Magnoliopsida; Malvales; Dipterocarpaceae. The record is from the annotation of a GenBank genome assembly.